Schistosoma intercalatum is the source of this 288-nucleotide messenger RNA. The record is from the annotation of a GenBank genome assembly. NCBI's taxonomy places the organism in Eukaryota, Metazoa, Platyhelminthes, Trematoda, Strigeidida, Schistosomatidae.
AUGUGCAGAUGGGGUUGUCAGGCAAACGACACAACAUACAUGUGCAAGUGGUGUGGAACAAGAUUUUGUAAAGUUUGUCUGGUCGGAGACUUUCAAGGAAAAAUGAAAGCUGAGGACCACUGUUUUGUUUGCAAUCAGUUAAGAUGUAUUGGAAAACGCGUUGAAUAUGUACCGUCUACAAAGAAACCAGAAACAAAAUCUAUAAAGAAAGGAGGGGCGAGAAAAAGCAAAAAGAAAACAGGAAAAAGUGCAAAGAAGACUGGGAAGAGUAAAAAGAAGAAAAAGUAG